AUGGCUUUCGGAAGCGACAAAGACAAAGAGACAAGCGGCGGCGUGCUAGAGACCACAGGGCUCAAGUCCGAAGGUCCUCGGGAUGUCCAGGAAGGUGUAAUGGCUUCAAAUGCCGACAACCUCCAGCGUCAUCUUGGAAACCGUCAAAUCCAGCUUAUCGCAAUUGGUGGUUCCAUCGGAACUGCUCUUUUCGUGAGCAUUGGUACUGGUCUCUAUCAUGGUGGACCCGGUAGCCUGUUCCUUGCCUUUACGAUUCAGAGUAUCUUCUUGGCCAUGGUUAACAACUGUCUUGCUGAGAUGACCACUGCUUUCCCUGUUAGCGGUGGUUUUAUCCGAUUGGCUGGAAAAUGGGUAGACGAUGCUCUUGGUUUUAUGGUCGGCUGGAACUUUUUUUUCUAUGAGGCACUUUUGAUUCCAUUCGAAAUUUCAGCCUUCACACUGGUACUGUCGUUCUGGGGUGAUGUUGUCACCGAGCCCGGCCCAGUUGCUGGUAUCUGUGCUGGAGUUAUUAUUUGCUAUGGGUGUCUUAACAUCCUUGCUGUCAAGGCAUAUGGUGAAGCCGAAUUCUGGCUAUCAGGCGGCAAGGUCAUCCUGAUCUUCUCUCUAUUCUUUUUCACAUUCAUCACGAUGGUUGGUGGAAACCCACAGCAUGAUGCAUACGGCUUCCGUCACUGGAACAACCCAGGUUCAUUUAUGGAAUACCUGGACACCGGUGCUCUCGGCCGCUUUGAGGGUUUCCUGGGAUCUUUGUGGUCAGCAUGCUUCGCUGUCGUGGGUCCCGAGUACAUCUCAAUGGUCGCCGCUGAAGCCAAACGUCCUCGCAUUUACAUCAAAAACGCUUUCAAGACUGUCUACAUCCGAUUCGGUCUUUUCUUCAUCGGUGGUGCCUUGGCUGUCGGUAUUAUCUGUGCUGCCAAUGAUCCUGCCCUGGUUUCAGUUGUGACAGGUGGUUCUUCCGGUUCAGCUGCUGCAUCCCCCUAUGUAAUUGGCAUGCGCAACAUGGGCAUUAAGAUUUUCCCUUCCAUUGUCAACGCACUCUUACUCACAUCCAUCUUCUCCGCUGGUAACACAUACACGUACUGCGCAAUCCGUACCCUCUACGGUCUUGCCCUAGAUGGAAGAGCCCCCAGAAUCCUGACCCACACCACUCGCAAUGGUGUCCCAAUCUACUGCUUCUGCAUCGUGAUGAUUUUCCCAAUGCUCUCCUUCCUGCAGUGUUCCAGCAGCUCCUCCAUCGUCAUCACCUGGUUCGCCAGCCUGGUCACAGCCGGCGGACUGAUCAACUACAUCACCAUCACAUUAACCUACAUCUUCUUCCACCGCGCCUGCAAAGCCCAAGGCCUAGACCGCAAAUCUUUCUCCUACUAUGCGUGGUUCCAGCCUUACACCGCAUACAUCGCUUUCGUCUGGAUGAUCGUCGUUACUUGCGUCUACGGGUAUCCAGCUUACAAGCCCUGGUCUGUCUCGACCUUCUGGUCGGACUACACCAUGCAGAUUGUUAUUCCUCCUCUCUUCCUCAUCUGGAAGCUUGUCAAGAAGACGAAGUUCGUUAAGGCUCAUGAAGCUGACCUUGUCUGGGAACGACCCCUUAUCGAUGCGUACGAGGACAGUUUCCUUGACCCACCCACUGGAUUCUGGAGGGAGGUUCUUCAGAUGGUUGGCAUUGGGCGUGUGAAGGGUGGCAAUGACAAGAGGAGUAUGUCUGUUGCUAAUCCUUCUCAUUCGAAAUCUUAUCCUCAUGGGAAUGAAGAGGGAUCUAGUGCCUGA
Messenger RNA from Penicillium antarcticum, 1767 nucleotides. RefSeq lists its product as uncharacterized. The coding region runs from base 1 to 1767 and encodes 588 amino acids. Gene Ontology annotation, biological process: amino acid transmembrane transport. Gene Ontology annotation, cellular component: membrane. The transcript has 4 exons. The record is from RefSeq and is a predicted model, not a curated record. Gene Ontology annotation, molecular function: amino acid transmembrane transporter activity. NCBI's taxonomy places the organism in Eukaryota, Fungi, Ascomycota, Eurotiomycetes, Eurotiales, Aspergillaceae.